This is a messenger RNA of Gaeumannomyces tritici R3-111a-1, 870 nucleotides long. RefSeq lists its product as hypothetical. Lineage: Eukaryota; Fungi; Ascomycota; Sordariomycetes; Magnaporthales; Magnaporthaceae. Bases 1 to 870 code for a protein of 289 amino acids. Gene Ontology annotation, molecular function: serine-type endopeptidase activity. The transcript has 2 exons. Gene Ontology annotation, biological process: proteolysis. The record is from RefSeq and is a predicted model, not a curated record.
AUGCCUAAAAUGUGGCUCGAGGACAUCAAGAAGAUCGGCGUAUCUGUGGAGCGGAAGCGAAGAGCACAACGCGUCACGACCCCCGUUCGAGUUGCGAUCCUGGACACGGGACUGAACAUGGAUCUACCCAUAUUCGACGAGAAACCAAGCCGUAUGAAUGCUGUCAAAGGCCAUGUAGACUACGUUGACCCCGGAGCGUCGACCAUAACGGACACUUUCGGCCACGGUACCUUGAUGGCGAGGAUCGUCAUGGAGUGCGCACCCGGCGCGGAGAUUUUUGUUGCGCGGGUCGCCAGAAACAGCAAAGAUCUUAGGGCCAGCCAAGAAAACAUUCGAAAGGCUAUCCACUGGGCAGGUCAAGCCUGUAAAGCCGACAUUAUAUUGACUUCGUUCGGCAUAUCCCGCAAAGACGAGGGCGGGAUCGGCGAGGCUAUCGAGACUAUCGAGAAAGAGCGCAAAGAGAACAUCAUUUUUCUCGCCAGCGCCGGAAAUUCGGAUACAGAUGACGAAAGCUUCUCGGCCUGCCAUGGCUCGGUCGUUGCCGUUUACGCAACCGACAAGCAUGGAGCACCCCUUUUGUCCAAUGCAGUAACUCCCUCGCGGGACACCUGGGUUUUGGGCACGUACGGCGACCCACCCGAUUCCCUCCUCGCCGAGUUCGAUAGCCCCUACCCGGGAAUCUGCAAGGCGGGCUCGUCUAUCGCCACGGCGGCCAUGGCGGGCGUUAGCGCAGUGAUGCUCGCAUACGCCAUGGUGCUCCCCUCACUGGUGAAGCUGCCGUGCAGCCAGGUGUUGGAACGGCUCUGGACUACCAAAGGGAUGGGGGCGCUUCUCUACCGGCUAGCGCCCGAGCCGAGAGCCUAUCCAUGA